Cuscuta epithymum is the source of this 1985-nucleotide messenger RNA. NCBI's taxonomy places the organism in Eukaryota, Viridiplantae, Streptophyta, Magnoliopsida, Solanales, Convolvulaceae. The record is from the annotation of a GenBank genome assembly.
AAAAAUAUCAUCUGCACAUACACUAAUAACGUUAAUAAAUAAGAUUAUAUAACUAUUCGAUAAUAUAGACCGCGCGAUGCGCGGGUAAAAAUCUAGUUUUCAUUAAAAACAAGUGACAAAUGACAAGUGAUAAAGUCUGAGAACAAUAAUCAAUCACAAAAAGCACCGUAAUUUGGUGACGGGGAUACAAAAGAAGCGCCAGUCUGAAACCGAAUCCACGUAGCGCCACCACCGUCUUCUCUCUCUAUUAUAUUCUGCUACCUUUCUAGUUUCGCUGCACACAGCAUCACCAUCAGUCCAAGUCACUCUCUACCCAGAAGUACUCCGUAAUACUUUAGGGGUUUCACGAGUUGUUAGCUUUUUCAAAGGUUCCCAUUUGCUUCACUGUCUUCCGAUAAGGGAGAGAAAAUAGCACUAGGGUGGCCAUGGAUCGCCUAACAGGUGCUGCUCAUCUCAUGAUUGUCUCUGAUCUUGAUCACACAAUGGUUGAUCAUCAUGAUCCUGAGAACCUUUCUCUGCUUAGGUUUAAUGCCUUAUGGGAAGCCAAUUAUCGCAAUAACUCUUUGCUCGUGUUUUCAACUGGGAGGUCGCCUACACUUUACAAAGAGUUGAGGAAAGAAAAGCCGAUGCUUACUCCAGAUAUCACCAUUUUGUCUGUGGGAACUGAAAUAACGUAUGGCAACUCAAUGGUGCCAGACAAUGGUUGGGAAGAAUGUUUGAACCACAAAUGGGACAGAAGCAUAAUAACUGAGGAGACGAGCAAGUUUUCUGAAUUGAAACUCCAGUCAGAAACAGAGCAACGUCCGCACAAGGUUAGCUUUUACGUUCAGAAGGAUAAGGCUCAAGAAAUCACAAGAGCUCUUUCCACGCGUUUAGCUGAGCGUGGGUUGGAUGUGAAGAUAAUUUAUAGUGGAGGGAUGGACUUGGAUAUUUUGCCACAAGGUGCUGGCAAAGGUCAGGCUAUGGCAUAUUUGCUUAAGAAACUGAAAAGUGAGGAUCAACUCCCCAAAAACACUCUUGCCUGUGGUGAUUCUGGAAAUGAUGCUGAACUGUUUAGUAUUCCAGAUGUGUAUGGAGUGAUGGUUGCUAAUGCCCAGGAGGAGUUGCUGCAAUGGCAUGCUGCAAAUGCCAAAGGUAAUCCAAAAAUACUCCAUGCAACUGAGAGGUGUGCAGCAGGUAUCAUACAAGCCAUUGGCCAUUUCAACUUGGGCCCUAAUAAGUCUCCUAGAGAUGUUACGGGUGUGACAGAUUCUAAUGAGAUAUCCAGCCCAGCUUAUGAAAUUGUGGAACUGUUUUUGUUUAUGGAGAAAUGGAGGCGUGGGGAAACUGAGAACUCAGAGGCUAAUUUGGCAACGAUAAAAGAUUUUUGUCGUUCAUCUGGCAUUUUUGUCCACCCAUCAGGUGUUGAGAAAUCUCUUGAGGACUGUAUAGAUUCGUUAAGGGCAUCUUAUGGGGACAAACGAGGGAAACAUUUCCGCAUUUGGGUGGAUCAAGUUAUACCUAUGCAGGUUGGUUCAGAUUCAUGGUUAGUGAGGUUCAAGAGGUGGGAGAUCUCUGGUGAAGAAAGGCAAUGUCGCUUGACCACAAUUCUGCUAUGCUCAAAGGAUCUGAAUGAUGCACAAGGUUCCAAAUGCAUGUAUGUGCACCAGACAUGGCUGCACGGAGCAGCAGCGAAGGAUCACAGUUCAACUUCAAACUGCUUCAUCUUCUAAGAUCACCCUCAUAAUCACUUCAAAUUCUCUACUAUUCUGCCCACCCUCGAGGUGAUUAAGAUAAUAGUCACAUUAUACUCUUGUUUCUAUGUGUUAUGUGUUUUCUUUCUUUUGAGAUAAUGUAAGUACAAAUAAAAUUUAAAAGUAUCCCAAUACAUGAGUACAUCUCUUAUCAUAAAUUGUAAAUUUCUGCCUGAGAAGGUGGCUUGACGAUAAUUUUUUUUAGAAUUUAAUACAUGAGUACAUCUCUUAUCAUAAAAUACCUUACCCGAU